This is a messenger RNA of Arxiozyma heterogenica, 1998 nucleotides long. RefSeq names its product putative DEAD-box ATP-dependent RNA helicase DBP1 (gene DBP1). The coding region runs from base 1 to 1998 and encodes 665 amino acids. The record is from RefSeq and is a predicted model, not a curated record. The transcript has a single exon. Gene Ontology annotation, cellular component: nucleus. Lineage: Eukaryota; Fungi; Ascomycota; Saccharomycetes; Saccharomycetales; Saccharomycetaceae. Gene Ontology annotation, molecular function: RNA helicase activity; ATP binding; RNA binding.
AUGGGUUAUAUACCUCCUCAUUUAAGAGGUAACACUGAAUCUGAUAUUAAUACUUUUGAAUUAAACAAUAGAAAUAAAAAUAGAAAUAAAAAUAAAAAUUUGCAAAUAGAUCUAAAUAUACCAUCUUUACCAUUUAAUAAAAAUAAAGUGGAGACAACAACAACAAAUACAGCCGAUAAUAAUAGAUUUUUCCAUAAUAAAAAAAACUAUCACUCUAAUAGAGAUAAUAAUUAUAACAAAAAUAUUAAUGUAAAUUAUCCUAAGUCAUAUAAUUAUAAUCCAAAUUUCCGUAAGAAUAAUAAUAAUAAUAAUAAUAAUAGUAAUAGUAAAAGUUACACAUCUCCUCAUUCAAGAUGGAUCAAUGGGAAACAUUGCCCUGCUCCACGAAAUGAACGAGUAGAGAUUCAGUUAUUUGGUGACACAAGUUUAGUACCAAAUAAUCAUUCAGGUAUCAAUUUCGACAACUAUGACGAUAUACCUGUUGAAGCAUCAGGUGAUAAUGUACCAGAUCCAAUAGAAGAUUUUAAAUCUCCUCCUCUAGAACCUUUGCUUUUAGAAAAUAUUCAUUUGGCUAACUUUAUUAAGCCAACCCCUGUUCAAAAAUAUUCUAUACCUAUUGUCACUCAAGGUAGAGAUUUAAUGGGUUGUGCACAAACUGGUUCUGGUAAAACUGGUGGGUUUUUAUUCCCAAUUUUAUCGGAAAUGUUUUUAACUGGUCCAACUCAAGAUCAUUCUUCCUCAACAGAACAACAACAACAAUUAGGUAAUAAUGAUCACAACUAUUACUCUUAUUAUGCUAAAAAGGGGUUACCAAGGUGUAUUAUUCUCUCUCCAACAAGAGAACUAACUACACAAAUUUAUCAAGAAGCUGUCAAGUUCACUUAUAGGUCUUGGGUUAAACCCUGUGUAGUGUAUGGUGGUGCUCCUAUUGGAUUACAAAUGAGGGACAUUAAUUCUGGGUGCGAUUUAUUAGUAGCUACACCAGGUAGAUUGAAUGAUCUAAUAGAGCGUGGCAAGAUUUCUUUGAAAAAUGUCAGAUACCUAAUCCUAGAUGAAGCUGAUAAAAUGUUGGAUAUGGGAUUUGAACCACAAAUUAGACAUAUUGUUGAAGGAUGUGACAUGCCAUCUGUAGAAAAAAGACAAAACUUGAUGUUUUCUGCUACUUUCCCAGUAAAUAUUCAACAUUUAGCUCGUGAUUUUUUAAAUAACUACAUUUUCUUGUCUGUCGGCAGAGUUGGCUCAACAUCGGAAAACAUUACUCAACAAAUUUUAUUUGUGGAUGAUGCUGAUAAAAAAUCUACUUUAUUAGAUCUUUUAUUAGAUUCCUCAAAAGGGUUAACUUUAAUCUUUGUGGAGACUAAGAGAUUAGCCGACCAACUGACGGAUUUUUUAAUUUUACAAAACUUCAGGUCGACUGCUAUCCAUGGUGAUAGAACGCAGAUUGAGAGAGAACGUGCUUUAAGCGCAUUUAAAAGUGGGGCAGCUAAUAUCUUAGUCGCCACAGCAGUUGCUGCAAGAGGUUUAGAUAUCCCUAAUGUAACAUUAGUCAUCAAUUUUGAUUUACCUACAGACAUAGAUGAUUACGUUCAUAGAAUCGGUAGAACUGGUCGUGCAGGUAAUACUGGUGUAGCAAUCUCAUUUUUUAAUGAAAAUAAUUCAAAUAUUGUUAAGGAUCUUAUUGCGCUAUUAAAAGAAACAAAUCAAGAUGUUCCACCUUUCUUAAUGGAUGCUAUAAGGUACUCCUCCAAGAAAAAUUAUUCUAAUGCUCAUUCUAAUGAUAUCCAUGCUUUUAAUAAUAGAUAUAAUUAUAGAGGUAGUGGUAGUAAUAGUGGACGCAGAGGCGAGAGUACAAGAGAUUUUAGAAAAUCAACUACAGGCAAUUCUUGGGGUAAAUAUUCAAGAGGUUACGGAAAUAAUUGGAGCAAUAGUGGGUUUGGUUCAUCUUCCUCCUGGAAUAAUACCGAUAGACAACAAGGUUCAAGUAAUUCUUGGUGGUAA